Kalmanozyma brasiliensis GHG001 is the source of this 585-nucleotide messenger RNA. RefSeq names its product SET domain protein. Bases 1 to 585 code for a protein of 194 amino acids. Gene Ontology annotation, molecular function: protein binding. Lineage: Eukaryota; Fungi; Basidiomycota; Ustilaginomycetes; Ustilaginales. The transcript has 2 exons. The record is from RefSeq and is a predicted model, not a curated record.
AUGAUGACCUCGAACCCCACCUCUGCGGUCCCCUCCGCCUCGUCCUACCAGGGUCACCUCACGGGCGGGGACGGCAUGCUCGCCUCUCGCCUCCACAAGCCCACCCAUCCCUCUCUCGUCCAGGUCGUCUUCAACAACGGCUCGUACAACUCGCACCUCAUCUCGCUCCAGAACUUCUCCCGCGGUGACCUCAUCACGCCCUUUUCGCCGCACGCCGAUUUUGCGUCCGCCAAGAGCUAUUCCACCGUCCAAACGGGUCCCGAGACGCACAUUGAGCUCAACUCUGAUCUGCUCUACUGCAACCACUCGUGCGAUCCCAACGUGGCCUUUGUCAUUGGGGAUGCGCGCGACAAGGCUUCUUGGAAGGCUCGCGCGGAGAAGGACAUCAAGAAGGGCGACAUCUUGACUUUCUUCUACCCAAGCACCGAGUGGCACAUGUCGCAACCGUUCGACUGCUCCUGCGGCUCAUCGUCGCAUUGUCUGGGCAAGAUCGAUGGCGCCCACUCGAUCCCGGAGGAGACGCUCAAGAAGUACUUUGUCAACCAGCACAUACUCGAGCUCAAGUCGAAGCAGUCGAGCGCAUAG